This is a messenger RNA of Acomys russatus (golden spiny mouse), 3717 nucleotides long. RefSeq names its product endoplasmic reticulum to nucleus signaling 1 (gene Ern1). Gene Ontology annotation, cellular component: IRE1-TRAF2-ASK1 complex. Gene Ontology annotation, biological process: mRNA processing; intrinsic apoptotic signaling pathway in response to endoplasmic reticulum stress; protein phosphorylation. The record is from RefSeq and is a predicted model, not a curated record. The transcript has 21 exons. The coding region runs from base 29 to 2914 and encodes 961 amino acids. Lineage: Eukaryota; Metazoa; Chordata; Mammalia; Rodentia; Muridae. Gene Ontology annotation, molecular function: ATP binding; RNA endonuclease activity; protein serine/threonine kinase activity.
CCAGGGUAAGGAGUGGAUUGACAUCAAGAUGCUCUCUAUCUCGUUGCAGACUUUUGCAAGUGCUAGCACAGUGACGCUGCCUGAAACCUUGUUGUUUGUUUCAACCCUGGAUGGAAGUUUGCAUGCUGUCAGCAAGAGGACAGGCUCGAUCAAGUGGACUUUAAAAGAAGAUCCAGUCCUGCAGGUCCCAACACACGUGGAAGAGCCUGCCUUCCUCCCAGAUCCCAAUGAUGGCAGUCUGUACACACUUGGAGGCAAGAACAACGAAGGCCUAACAAAACUUCCCUUUACCAUCCCAGAAUUGGUUCAGGCCUCCCCAUGCCGAAGUUCAGAUGGAAUUCUCUACAUGGGUAAGAAGCAGGACAUUUGGUAUGUUAUCGACCUACUGACUGGCGAGAAGCAGCAAACUUUGUCAUCAGCAUUUGCAGAUAGUCUCUGUCCAUCAACUUCCCUUCUGUAUCUUGGACGGACAGAAUACACCAUCACCAUGUAUGACACCAAGACCCGAGAGCUCCGCUGGAAUGCCACCUACUUUGACUACGCAGCCUCACUGCCUGAGGAUGACAUGGACUACAAGAUGUCCCACUUUGUGUCCAAUGGCGAUGGGCUGGUGGUAACUGUGGACAGUGAAUCUGGGGAUGUCUUGUGGAUCCAAAACUAUGCCUCUCCUGUGGUGGCCUUCUACGUCUGGCAGCGGGAGGGCCUGAGAAAGGUGGUGCACAUCAACGUUGCUGUGGAGACUCUACGCUACUUGACCUUCAUGUCCGGGGAAGUGGGGCGAAUCACUAAGUGGAAGUAUCCAUUCCCCAAGGAGACAGAGGCCAAGAGCAAACUGACGCCUACCCUGUACGUUGGGAAGUACUCCACCAGCCUCUAUGCCUCUCCCUCAAUGGUGCACGAGGGGGUUGCUGUUGUGCCCAGAGGCAGCACUCUUCCUUUGCUGGAAGGUCCCCAGACAGAUGGCGUCACCAUUGGAGACAAAGGAGAGUGUGUGAUCACUCCCAGCACAGACCUCAAGUUUGACCCUGGACUCAAAGGGAAGAACAAGCUGAACUACUUAAGGAAUUACUGGCUUCUCAUAGGACACCAUGAAACUCCUCUGUCUGCAUCUACCAAGAUGCUGGAGAGAUUUCCCAACAACCUGCCCAAACAUCGAGAAAAUGUGAUUCCUGCUGAUUCAGAAAAAAGGAGCUUUGAGGAAGUUAUCAACCUAGUUGGCCAGACUUCAGAAAAUACACCGACCACCAUGUCUCAGGAUGUAGAAGAGAAGCUGGCCCAUGCCCCCGCCAAGCCUGAGGCCCCCGUGGACUCCAUGCUCAAGGACAUGGCUACUAUCAUCCUGAGCACCUUCCUGCUGGUUGGAUGGGUGGCGUUCAUCAUCACUUACCCCCUGAGCAUACACCAGCAGCGCCAGCUCCAGCACCAGCAGUUCCAGAAGGAACUGGAGAAAAUUCAGCUCCUUCAGCAACAGCAACUGCCCUUCCACUCACCCGGAGACCUUACCCAGGACCCUGACUUCCUGGAUUCAUCUGGCCUCUGCUCAGAGAGCUCAGGCACCAGCAGCCCCAGCCCAUCCCCCAGAGCCUCCAACCACUCCAGCAGCUCUGCCUCCAAGGCUGGCACCAGCCCCUCCCUGGAGCAGGAUGAUGAGGAUGAGGAAACAAGAAUGGUGAUUGUUGGGAAAAUUUCAUUCUGCCCCAAAGAUGUCCUGGGCCAUGGAGCUGAGGGCACAAUUGUAUACAAAGGCAUGUUUGACAACCGUGACGUGGCUGUGAAGAGGAUCCUCCCUGAGUGCUUCAGCUUUGCAGACCGUGAGGUCCAGUUGCUUCGAGAAUCAGAUGAGCACCCAAAUGUGAUCCGUUACUUUUGCACAGAGAAGGACCGGCAGUUCCAGUACAUUGCCAUUGAGCUGUGUGCAGCCACCCUGCAAGAGUAUGUGGAGCAGAAGGACUUUGCCCACCUUGGCCUAGAGCCCAUCACCUUGCUUCAGCAGACUGCUUCAGGCCUGGCACACCUGCAUUCUCUCAAUAUUGUUCACAGGGACCUGAAGCCCCACAACAUUCUCCUCUCCAUGCCCAACGCACACGGCAGGAUCAAGGCCAUGAUCUCUGAUUUUGGCCUCUGCAAGAAGCUGGCAGUGGGCAGGCACAGUUUCAGCCGCCGUUCGGGGGUACCUGGCACUGAAGGCUGGAUUGCCCCAGAGAUGCUGAGUGAAGACUGCAAGGAGAACCCUACCUACACAGUGGACAUCUUCUCUGCAGGCUGUGUCUUUUACUAUGUCAUCACUGAGGGCAACCAUCCUUUUGGCAAGUCCUUGCAGCGGCAGGCCAACAUCCUCCUGGGCGCCUGCAGCCUUGACUGCUUCCACUCAGACAAGCACGAGGACGUCAUUGCUCGUGAAUUGAUAGAGAAAAUGAUUGCAAUGGAUCCCCAGCAGCGGCCCUCUGCAAAGCACGUGCUCAAACACCCGUUCUUCUGGAGCCUGGAAAAGCAGCUCCAGUUCUUCCAGGAUGUGAGUGACCGCAUAGAAAAGGAGUCCUUGGACGGCCCAAUAGUAAGGCAGUUGGAGAGAGGUGGGAGAGCUGUAGUGAAGAUGGACUGGCGGGAGAACAUCACUGUCCCCCUGCAAACAGAUCUGCGCAAAUUCAGAACCUAUAAAGGUGGCUCUGUCAGAGAUCUCCUCCGAGCCAUGAGAAAUAAGAAACACCACUACCGAGAGCUCCCUGUGGAGGUUCAGGAGACACUGGGUUCCAUCCCUGAUGACUUUGUACGCUACUUCACUUCACGGUUCCCCCACCUCCUCUCACACACCUACCAAGCCAUGGAGCUGUGCAGACAUGAGAGACUCUUCCAGACCUACUACUUGCAGGAGCCCACAGAACCCCAGCCUCCAGUGACUCCAGAUGCCCUCUGAGCUGGGGCAGCCCCUCUGGUCUGGUGGCCCCAACAGUGACAUGGGCCUGAUCUCUGCAGUCAUGGUUUGCUGCCUCGGGGAUUAGCAGGAAGACUAAGCUUCUCAAACCAAGUGCCUUGAGCUGCUGAUCUGCAGCCAGAAGAGGAUAAUGCUGAUCCUAGGAAGCCGGAGAGGUGGCCCCUCAUGACUACAGAGACCUGAAGAGAUGUGGCCCUGAAACCUCAUAGUCAGGAAUGUCUACAAAGCUGGGCCUGUCCCAGAGGCUGCAAAAGGAGCAACAUCACCCUUUUACUGGAGGAGCUUGCUUCCCUUUCACUGGAUGCACUCACUUCCACUUCUGUUUCUUUCUAAAAUUCCGGUGGGAUGGCAGUUUGGGGGCCUUUCAGUGAGGGAGUGGAGGAAUCUGGUUUUGCCUACAUGCUAGAAGCAGCCUGGCUGGGGUACAGCAAAUGCAGCCUCUGCUAGAAAUGGUGUGAGAGAUGUGGGCUGCUAAGGAGAGGACGUUCAGAGGAGGUGUCGUGGGGAUAGGAAGCACCUCCAAGUUACUGGUAGCUUGUGUUGCCUCGUGCAGCAAGUUGUUAAGUGUGGAGCAUAGGGCAUGGAGACUAGUUAGCAAUGCCUGUGGGCAGCUGAGGUCUGUCCGAGGGUCUCGAAGAUGAAGAGGACACUUGGUCCUGGAUGCAGUGCUGGCCCCGCACAAACGGCCUACAUAGCGGCCCCUGAUGGGGUGAGUCCUGGCCAUCUGGGCCAGAAAUGAAGCGUUCCCUGGCCGCCAGGAGGCAGUUAAGGCCAGACAGGGACAG